AUGUUGGUGCAAGCGAAAAACGCCGUCAGCAAGCUCUUCCAGCCAGACCAGUCAGACGAAGAUUUGGCCAGAGCUGAAAGACUCUUGGAGAACAACCAGUCGCCUUACGGCGCCACACAGUCGUCAGACAGAGCACAAGAAGUGGCCAAUGAGGAGGCAAUCGGCAAUGCCGUGAAGAACCAUAACCACCUGGACGACGAUGGAGAGCAGCAAAGCGGGCUUUUUUCCAGCUUUGACCCCAGAGUGAUGAGUGAUAUCAUUAUUGGUCUUUCGGAUGGAUUGACCGUGCCAUUUGCGUUGACUGCGGGGCUUUCAUCGUUGGGUUCGUCUAAGAUUGUUAUUACUGGUGGUAUGGCCGAAUUGGUGUCGGGAGCCAUUUCUAUGGGUCUUGGUGGGUACUUGGCAGCCAAGUCGGAAGGCGACUACUAUAAGUCUGAGGUGAAGAAGGAGAAGCUUGAGUUUUUCAAGAAACCCGAGCUUAUCAACCAGGAUGCCGCUGAAAUCAUGUUGGAGUUGGGCGCAUCUGAAACCACCAUCGCAUCGUUCUUGAAGGACUUGGAUCAGAGUCCCAAGAACCUCAUUGACUUUGUCAUUCGCUUUGGCAAGGGCUUGGAAGCUCCUGCGGAGGGCCGUGAAUUCACUUCUGCUUUGACCAUUGGUUCGGGCUACUUUUUCGGUGGCUUUGUGCCUUUGAUCCCUUACUUCUUCACCAACGUGGUGAAGACUGGUCUCAUUAUAUCUGUCAUUGUCAUGCUCAUCACCUUGUUCAUAUUCGGUUACGUUAAAACCAUUGUCUCCUUGGGUGAGGACUGCGGUUACCGCAGGAAGAUCCUUGAAGGUCUCCAAAUGGUGGCCAUUGGCUCUGUGGCUGCUGGCGCCGCCUGGACCUUGGUUUACUUCAUUGACAACUAA
Candidozyma haemuli is the source of this 912-nucleotide messenger RNA. RefSeq names its product Ccc1p (gene CCC1). NCBI's taxonomy places the organism in Eukaryota, Fungi, Ascomycota, Pichiomycetes, Serinales, Metschnikowiaceae. The record is from RefSeq and is a predicted model, not a curated record. Gene Ontology annotation, cellular component: fungal-type vacuole membrane. Gene Ontology annotation, biological process: intracellular manganese ion homeostasis. Gene Ontology annotation, molecular function: iron ion transmembrane transporter activity; manganese ion transmembrane transporter activity. The coding region runs from base 1 to 912 and encodes 303 amino acids. The transcript has a single exon.